Molecule: messenger RNA, 1383 nt
Organism: Tarenaya hassleriana
Lineage: Eukaryota; Viridiplantae; Streptophyta; Magnoliopsida; Brassicales; Cleomaceae
Product: calreticulin
Exons: 13
Coding region: 46-1320 (424 amino acids)
Biological process (GO): protein folding
Cellular component (GO): endoplasmic reticulum membrane; endoplasmic reticulum
Molecular function (GO): calcium ion binding
Source: RefSeq, a predicted model, not a curated record
AGCAUCAAUCGCUCUCGGGGAAAAAGCUCCGAUCUAGUUUUAGCUAUGGCGAAACUGAACCCUAAGUUCCUCUCUCUAAUUCUCCUCGGUCUUGUCGCGAUCGCCUCGGCUGAAGUUUUCUUCGAAGAACGUUUCGAAGAUGGAUGGGAGAACAGGUGGGUGAAAUCUGAUUGGAAGAAAGAUGAUAACACUGCCGGGGAGUGGAACCAUACAUCUGGAAAAUGGUUUGGUGACGCUAACGAUAAAGGUAUCCAGACUAGCGAAGACUACAGGUUCUAUGCUGUUUCAGCCGAGUUCCCUGAAUUCAGCAACAAGGAGAAGACCCUUGUCUUCCAAUUCUCUGUCAAGCACGAGCAGAAACUUGACUGUGGUGGUGGAUACAUGAAGCUGCUCAGUGGCGGUAUUGACCAGAAGAAAUUCGGUGGAGACACCCCAUACAGCAUCAUGUUUGGCCCAGAUAUCUGUGGCUACAGCACAAAGAAAGUGCACGCUAUCCUCACUUACAACGAGACUAACCACUUGAUCAAGAAGGAAGUACCAUGUGAGACUGACCAGCUCACUCAUGUGUACACAUUCAUCCUCCGCCCAGAUGCUACCUACAGCAUUCUCAUUGACAAUGUUGAGAAACAAACCGGCAGCCUCUACUCUGACUGGGAUCUCCUCCCACCAAAGAAGAUCAAAGACCCCGAAGCCAAAAAGCCCGAGGACUGGGACGACAAAGAGUACAUUCCUGAUCCAGAAGACAAGAAACCAGAGGGAUACGAUGACAUUCCUAAGGAGAUCCCAGACACUGAUGCCAAGAAGCCCGAUGACUGGGAUGAUGAAGAAGAUGGUGAAUGGACUGCACCCACCAUUCCCAACCCCGAGUACAAGGGUGAAUGGAAACCCAAGAAAAUCAAGAACCCCAACUACAAGGGCAAGUGGAAGGCUCCGAUGAUCGACAACCCUGACUUCAAGGAUGACCCAGACCUUUAUGUCUACCCAAGUCUGAAGUACGUCGGGGUCGAAUUGUGGCAGGUGAAAUCCGGAUCCUUGUUCGACAAUGUCUUGGUCUGUGAUGACCCAGAGUACGCCAAGAAGUUUGCCGAGGAAACAUGGGGCAAGCACAAAGAUGCUGAGAAGGCAGCUUUCGAGGAGGCUGAGAAGAAGAAAGAGGAGGAGGAAUCCAAGGAUGACCCAGCGGAGUCAGAUGCGGAGGACGACGAUGACAACGGAGAAGACUCUGACAACGAAUCUAAAACGGAGGAUGAGACCAAAGUAGAUGAAUCUGAGGAAGCCUCCGACAAGAACGAAGAUGCCGCUACUCAUGACGAGCUCUAAACAUGUGAGAGUGCUCUAGAUUCAAGACCACAUUUUUAGAGUCACUUUUAUUUCUCCUUUUUU